AUAUAAAAUCCCUAACGCCAACGCCGUGCCGGUGGGAAGUUGAAAUUUUGUUGGAAUUUUUUAUAAGAGAAAAGUCGCUGCCAUCCGAGCAGGACUCGUGAACGGCUCUAGGACUCGACAUCGGGAAGGAAGGGUGAAGCAUGAGCAUGAGCAUGGCACCGGCCACCGUCCUCCAGAUGUUGCGCGGCCUUAACACGCCGCGCCUUCUCACCCAAAUCCACCAGCACCGCGCAUUGGGUAAUCACUAUCACCACUACCACCAACACUACCAGCACCAGCACCAGCACCACCUCCUCCGCCACCAGCAGCAGUACCUCCGACUAUUCACUUGCACAGCACUGCCAGCGGCUGCUCCGGCGCUCUUCCCGAUCCUGCACACAGCGCGUGGCUACAGCAGCACAACCAAGCAGGAAGCUGGAGCCACUGGAGCCAGUGAUGCGCCCGAGGCCGCACCGAAUGCCCCGCUGCUGGCCAAACUCUUUCCUCAGACCUCGCCGGAGGCGGACAGCAACGCCGAGCAGGAGCGCCAGAAGCGCGAGGAGGAGGAGGCCAAGGAGAACGAGCGCGCCUGGAAGCGCAUGAAGCUGGGCUUUGCAAUAUUCGGAGGCAGCGCCGUGGCUGCUGGAUUUUGGGCCGUCUACGAGUUCGGCAAGCCCGAGGUGGACCCCAACGGGCAGACCAUCGAGGACGAGUUCACACACAAGCCGCUGGUGCAGCAGUAUCUUCAGCGGAUGUGGAAGAGCAUCCACUACUAUCAGCGCAUGAUCCAGGAGCCGUCGCGGGCCAAGCUGCUGCCCGAUCCGCUCAAGCCGCCGUACGUGCAGCCGCGCUACACGCUUGUGCUGGAGAUGAAGGACGUGCUGGUGCAUCCGGACUGGACUUACCAAACUGGCUGGCGCUUCAAGAAGCGUCCCGGCGUCGACCACUUCCUGGCCGAGUGCGCCAAGGACUUUGAAAUUGUCGUCUUCACCGCCGAACAGGGCAUGACCGUGUUUCCCAUCCUGGACGCCCUCGAUCCCAACGGCUACAUUAUGUACCGCCUGGUCAGGGAUGCCACGCACUUUGUGGACGGCCAUCAUGUGAAGAACCUGGACAACCUUAACCGCGACCUCAAGAAGGUGAUUGUUGUGGACUGGGAUGCGAACGCCACCAAGAUGCAUCCGGACAACACAUUCGGCUUGGCCCGCUGGCAUGGCAACGACGAUGAUGGCCAGCUGCUGGACCUCAUCGCCUUCCUAAAGAUUAUUGCGCAGAACAACGUGGAGGACGUGCGCGAGGUGCUCCACUACUACCGCCAGUUCGACGAUCCCAUCAACCAGUUCCGGGAGAACCAGCGCAAGCUGGCCGAGCAAAUGCUGGAGGCGGAACGCAUCGAGCAGUCCAAGACCAAGCCCAUGGUCAAGCAGUGGUCGCGCAACAUUCUCGGCCGCUAGGAGGCUGGCCAUCCCGCACAACCCGUUCCAUACGCAUACCUUAACCUUCCGCCUGCCCCGGAGCAACAAACACGCCCUGCAGCAGCACACUGGCCAUAUUUUUCGUCGACCUUUAGAUUAGUAGUGGGAAGCAGAAGCAAAAGCAGUAGCAGACAGCAGACAGCAGGAAGCAGGACUGGGAGGCCCGCUCUGUCUUUUGCUCCUUUGGGAAAAGACGAGGCGCAUGUUUUUGUUUUAUUGAAUAACUAAACUUGCUUGUUUUUGUUUUUUGGCAAUUUAAUCGUAAUACUAUUAUUAUAAACAGACGACUUAACCGUGAAACCAAAAACAAGA
Molecule: messenger RNA, 1766 nt
Organism: Drosophila mauritiana
Lineage: Eukaryota; Metazoa; Arthropoda; Insecta; Diptera; Drosophilidae
Gene: ttm50
Product: mitochondrial import inner membrane translocase subunit TIM50-C
Exons: 5
Coding region: 141-1433 (430 amino acids)
Molecular function (GO): phosphoprotein phosphatase activity
Source: RefSeq, a predicted model, not a curated record